This is a messenger RNA of Paramecium tetraurelia, 423 nucleotides long. RefSeq lists its product as uncharacterized. The record is from RefSeq and is a predicted model, not a curated record. NCBI's taxonomy places the organism in Eukaryota, Ciliophora, Oligohymenophorea, Peniculida, Parameciidae. The transcript is spliced from 2 exons.
AUGACCCUAAGAAUAGAAUUGGAUAAAUAGUAAAAGAAAGACACUAUCGAAAUUUGCAAUACUCUAAUUGAGGAUAUCAAUAAAACACUACCUAUAGAGGAUGAAAGUGUUAGAAUUAUGGACUUUUUAGGCUAAGAGGAUGAUCAAUAAGAAACUGGUUAAUGGUAAGAAUAAGUGAUCAGAGGAGCAGAUAUUAAAUUAGAUUUUAAUGAUCAAGAAAUUCAAUAUAUACCCUAGAAAUAAUAAUAACGAAACUUAAUUGAAAAGGAAGAAUUUGUAGAUGAAGGCUAUCUAUAUAAGAAGGAACCAUAAUCGAAAGCCUGGGAUUAUAGAUAUAUUAGAAUUAGAAAGGGUUUAUGUAUUGGUAUAUCAAUUCCAAUUCAAGAGAGGCAUAAAACAAAUCAUCCUUCAAAAUAUGGAUGA